Messenger RNA from Alnus glutinosa, 2058 nucleotides. RefSeq names its product amino acid transporter AVT1C-like. The record is from RefSeq and is a predicted model, not a curated record. NCBI's taxonomy places the organism in Eukaryota, Viridiplantae, Streptophyta, Magnoliopsida, Fagales, Betulaceae. Gene Ontology annotation, cellular component: plasma membrane. The coding region runs from base 219 to 1871 and encodes 550 amino acids. The transcript has 13 exons.
AGAGUGAGAGAAUACACUGUACACAUAAUCUUCUCUCUGUUUCUCUCUGAUUCUGAAAGCAGAGCGAGCUUUUUCUUCUUCUUCUUCUUCACGAGUUUCCUCGGAUCUUGAAUCCGAGAAAAAGACAUCGCAAAAGAGUUUUACUUCCACUUUUGGUAUGAAACUCCCAAAGCUGCCACAACUCUGUGGGGGGCGAUUGAAAGAAUUAAGAGAGGAAGAUGAACAACUCGGUCUCGGAUCACAGCUUUUACAUUGAGAGUGAUGAAGAAGAGGACGCCCAGAAGGAAUUCGACAAAGGCGAAGGCAACAACAACGAUGGCAAUGUUUCGGAUUACUCCGAUUCUUCGGCCGACGACAACCCGCAGCAGAACAAACCCAGUUCUUACAACACCUCUUGGCCUCAAAGUUACAGGCAGUCUAUUGAUUUAUAUAGUAGUGUACCAUCUCCAAGCAUUGGGUUUCUGGGCACGCCUACACUGUCAAGAUUUGGCAGUUCAUUUCUUUCCUCGUCACUCACAAGAAGACACACUCCAGAAACAUUACCAACUGUGACAAAACCGUUGUUAGAUGAGCAACAGCAGCAACAGAGACGUAGUUCGCAUUCUCUGCUUCCUCCUAUUCCAUCAAGAAGAUCUUCUAUAAAGAAGGGUGAGAAACCAUCAAAGGUUUCACAUGAACUCCCAAACUCUCACCAAUGCUCAUAUGGACAAUCUUUGCUAAAUGGUAUAAAUGUUCUCUGUGGAGUUGGAAUCCUUUCAACUCCUUAUGCUGUCAAAGAAGGAGGAUGGGCUGGGCUCUCCAUUUUGUUUGUAUUUGCAGUGCUUUCUUUCUAUACGGGAAUCCUCCUGCGCUACUGCUUGGAUAGCGAACCUGGGCUUGAGACAUAUCCAGACAUUGGCCAAGCUGCAUUUGGUAAAGCUGGCCGAAUUGCCGUCUCGGUAAUAUUAUACGCGGAACUAUAUGCUUGUUGCAUUGAAUAUAUAAUUUUGGAGAGCGACAACUUGUCUUCACUAUUUCCAAAUGCGCACCUAAGUUUGGGUUCAUUCAACUUAAAUUCACACAUUCUGUUCGCAUUGAUGACAACCGUUGCUGUUCUUCCUACUGUUUGGCUUAGAGACCUCAGUGUUCUUAGUUAUAUAUCCGCUGGUGGAGUCAUUGCAUCAGUCCUGGUAGUCCUAUGCUUAUUUUGGGCUGGUCUGGUCGAUGAAGUCGGCUUCCAAAGCAAAGAGACAACACUGAACCUUGCAACUCUUCCGGUUGCUAUUGGUCUCUAUGGUUACUGCUACUCAGGACAUGCAGUUUUCCCGAAUAUCUAUACUUCAAUGGCAAGACCAAGCCAAUACCCUGCAGUCCUCUUAACAUGUUUUGGUGUUUGUACUUUGAUGUUUACUGGGGUUGCUGUUAUGGGGUACAAAAUGUUUGGAGAAUCAACACUGUCGCAGUUCACUCUUAACAUGCCCCAGGAUUUGGUUGCCACCAAGAUAGCAGUGUGGACUACGGUAGUUAACCCUUUAACCAAAUAUGCAUUAACCAUGUCUCCAGUUGCGAUGAGUUUGGAGGAGUUUAUACCAGCAAACCACAGCAAGUCUUUUAUAUAUUGUGUCUUCAUUAGAACAGCACUGGUGGUGUCUACCUUGAUUGUGGGUCUCGCCAUCCCCUUCUUCGGUCUGGUAAUGUCAUUGAUUGGAUCUUUGCUCACAAUGCUUGUAACCUUGAUACUUCCUUGUGCUUGUUUCCUGAGCAUUUUGAGGGGGAAAAUUACCCGUUUUCAGGCAGCACUUUGCAGUAUAAUUAUUACUGUAGGUGUCAUAUCAUCUGCCUUUGGAACAUAUUCGGCCCUCGCGAAAAUUGUUGAGAAUUUGAGUCAUUGAAGUUUAUGGGACAUCUCAAAUGUUGGAGACAGUUUGAUUACGUACUCUAGAUUUAUAUGAUCUCAUCCAUGCUCCAUUUCCAAUUUUGGGUUCUGUAUCACUCUAUAGCUUCCCUUUGGUGUUCCUAUAUUUUUCAAUGAUUUUUUUUGUAUUGCUACUGAAAAAUAAAUUGAGCAUAAUUAUGUUA